AUGGAGGUCGAUCCUAUGGAGAACGCGGCUGAUUCGGCUUCGCCCUCCAACCCCCAGCUGACCACCUUGCAGCCAGCUGCGCACCGCGACCGCUUCUUGCAUCUUCAGACCUCGGCCAGAUACGCCGGAGCAGUCGAUCCAAGUGCUCGUUUCAAAACUAUACUGGCGCUUGUAGAUGCAUAUAGAAAUGCAGCAGAAUUCACUUCGCUGCUGCAGCAUGACUGGGACAUCUUCCUUGCGCUCGAGACUCGUUUAGCCGCCGAGACAAGCCCUCUAUCACCAGACACGCUGCAAACACUCUUUGAGUUGCACAAAAACGCUGUAUCCCACUUGCCAACAAACUGCCUGAUCAAGCGGUACAUCAGUAUACUGCUCACAUACUUCUCACAACUCUACCAUGUCGACAACGCCCUCGUCGUGCUUCAAUCUUCUAAAGAUACAUCUACCACAUCCGAUCCUGCGCUCAAGUGGACAAGCCUAGAUUCAUGUCCGACCAUCAAUUUGCCGCAUUCAACUUACAUUCCCUCGUCACUUCCGCCACUUGCACGAGAUGUAGCCGAGACUGCUGUCUGGGAAGCCGUGUGCGGUGUCGAAGCUAUUCGCUGGCGUAUUCGUGAGGCGUAUACACGCUGCGCCUAUCAGUUGCAAGAGAGUCAGGAUGUCUGGAAACUCUAUCUGGGCUUCGAAGAGAUGCUUCUUGCUUCGACUCACGUCGCAAGAGAUCAGCAGCUCGAAACAGUACGACAAGUCUAUCUCGCCAGAUUGAGGGUUCCCCAUACCGCGAUCGACGACACUUUCCAGGCCUAUUCGAGCUUUGUCACGCAGCACUUGCCACCGCAGCAGUACGAGAGCGAAAUGUCGGCUGCAAAUGUGCUUGUCGCCGAAUCAAAGGCUAUCCUUCGUCAGAGGGAACAGCACGAGGAUGCACUGGCCAUGCUUUUUCGACCGGGUCAACUCCAUGGCACAGGUUCAAGACAGGAUCUGGACGGCUUUGCUGCUUGCUGCAAAGCCUAUGUACGCUGGCAGAGCGCUCGUGCGGUACGAGCGUUGAGAUCCAAGGACAAAUCGGCUGCUCAAACGGAAUUGAACCUAACAUGCGCGCUCUUCGACAGGCUCGUUGCACACUUUGGUCUUCAUCCACCGACCACGCAUAAGCACGAGCUUGUCUACUAUUCGGACGACGUAAGCAGCUCAGAAGGCUAUCCUCGCGAGUUCAAGCGGCUCGGCCAAGCAGAGCGUGAGGCACGCAUUCAACAAGAACAGCAGCUUUUCUCGGAGAGGCAUUCGCUCGCAACCGAGCUCUGGCUUGACUACAUUGCGGUUCUGACUUGUUCGCCACGACCAGACGCGUCAUUGAUCAUGGACGUGUGUACACGUGCAGUGCAAUGUCUUCCAACAGCCGUCAGCCUACACUGCGUUUUGAUGCGCAGUUCAGCACGCUUUCAACGAUCGCGUGCGCAGAUCGAACAGCUGUUCGAGAAAGUUGCCACUCCAGGCGCGCUUGAACUCAAAGGUCCCGAGCUCACCGACCUCUGCCUUGCUCGUAUCGAUUGCGAGCGCGAGCUUGCAACGUUCGAUCUAGUGGUCAAAGCGGGCGCAGAGAUCGAUGUAGAUCCGGCACAGGAUAUGGAUAAAUUCACCGAGAUCUACGCGCUUUUGAGCUAUUCAUUGGGCAAGCUCGCCGAGCUACACGAUGACCAGCGCGAUCCGAGCCUCAGGUUGGAAAAAGCGAUCGUCAACUGGGUGGAGAGAGCAGUGUUUGCCAUGGGCGGUCCCGCAUCGGAAGGUGGUGCAGGAUUGAACGAGCUCGCCGAGUCGGUUUGGCAGACGGCCGUGGUGCAACAGCCUGACAAUGCGCUUGUGUAUCGGGAGGCGGCGGGAUACUGGCUGCGUCGAUUCGAGGCCAGAAAGGCGCGUGGAUGGUUCAAGGCGGGCAUAUCAAAGUUGGAACGCAAGCAGUCGCAGGAUGCGAGACCUGAGUAUCAGGCGCUGUUGCAGGACUGGGUACAGUUCGAGCAUCUGCACGGUUCCAUCGAGGAGGUAGAGUAUGCCGAAGGCAAAAGCAGGGCGGAGCGUCAACGUGCGCUGGAGGCUUGGUACGCGCAGUAUGCGCAGUAUGGUUAUUCAACAGAGCCGCAGACGCAAGCGCAGUCGUAUUCUCACAUGAACAGAGACUUGAACUCGACGAUGCAAGUUGAGUCGCCUUCGAACCACCUCGACCGAAAUCAGACCGGCAAAAGAAAGGCUGACGAUGAUGAGAAAGAGGCCGACACGUCGAUCGCUGAUGCACCAAUGUCUAUCCGUGCUGACGCAUUGUGCGCACCCAUCGAUACCAGCUCCGAGCAGCCAAAGAAGACACGCGCGCAUGAUGCCGAAUCUGCCCCAUCGCGCGACCGCGAGCACUGUUCUGUGCUAGUCUCGAACCUCGAUCCCACCGCGGACGCCUCAGCUGUACGCCACCUGCUUCGUGGUUGCGGCCGAAUCGUCGAGCUUUCGGGGCCAAACAUUCUCACUUCUCCCACUGGCUCCACCUCCGCCGCAGCACUCGUCGAAUUCGCCGAUCCCAACGGUGCAUCGUCUGCACUUACGCGUCACAACAAGACCAUAUCUUCCACCCCGGUCUCGAUCCACAUCGGGUGGAAAUGCACGCUGUUCGUAACAAAUUUUCCAGAGGACUGGAACGACUCAUCGAUUCGAUCCACUUUCGCAGCCCACGGUCUUGUCUUUACGGUUCGUUGGCCUAGCAAGCGAUUCGCUUCAACGCGUCGUUUUUGUUAUGUCCAGUAUACGACGCCUGAUUCAGCCGCUGCAGCUGUAGCAGCACUGGACAAGACAGAGGUCGCACCGGGACGCAUGCUCAAUGUCGCGCUGUCCGACCCGAGCCGUAGAAAGCAACGAACGGAUGCGCAAGAAAACGCCAAGGAACUGUUCGUUUCCGGAUUCGCACGCAACAUCACCGAGGAAGAGCUCAGGGUCUACUUUGAAUCGUAUGGUACGGUCAAAGGUGUUCGGUUACUCCGCAACGCAGAGGGCGCGUUGAGAGGUAUUGGGUUCGUCGACUUUGAAUCACAGUUGGAAGCUCAGCGGGCGAUGAGGGAGCUCAAUUCUACGAAAUGGAGAGGCAAGACGAUUUCCGUGACCAUAGCCGAUACUCGAUCUCACGGUGCGUCUUGCUCUGCACAGAGAGAAGAUGUGCAAGAAAGACGAGCGAAAAGCGUUCGCGUAACCGGCUUGCCAGUGGAUGCACAGGAAGCGUUGAUCCAGCAAGCGGUGGAGCGAGAGGUUGGCUUGGGUAGUGUCAAGCAGGUCUUGUGGAGACCAGAUGGGGUGAAUCAGAAAGCGACGGUGGAGUUUUCCGAGUUCAAGGAUGCGGGCAAGGCAGUGUUGAUUGGUGGAGCAGGUGGAAUCAGAUACGGAGAUGUGGUGCUGAACGUCAGUGCGGCUGAGGAGGAAGGCGCAGCAGGCGAUGGGCCAAAGCCGCAAGUGGCCGUGGGUGAAGUGCAACCGGCGGCGGCGUUGUCGUUCAUGCCACGUUCAUCGAGAGGUGGACGCGGACGUGGUCGUGGCAGAGCGUUCGCACUGGCGUAUGCGUCUCAUGCGGCCACGAGUCAUGUAGCAGCUGAGGGCGUUUCGAAUGCAGGCGAGGAUAUGGACGUAGAACCGGCUGGCAAUGACGAGACGAGCGGUAAGCCGUCUGGUCAGGAUCGAUUCCGAGCCAUGCUGCAACGUCAAUGA
This is a messenger RNA of Mycosarcoma maydis (corn smut), 3735 nucleotides long. RefSeq lists its product as uncharacterized. NCBI's taxonomy places the organism in Eukaryota, Fungi, Basidiomycota, Ustilaginomycetes, Ustilaginales. The record is from RefSeq and is a predicted model, not a curated record. Gene Ontology annotation, molecular function: RNA binding; protein binding. The transcript has a single exon. Bases 1 to 3735 code for a protein of 1244 amino acids.